GAGCGAUGGAUCACAGACAGCAGCGUGUGGCUCUCAACGAUGGCCAUUCCAUGCCUGUCCUGGGAUUUGGCACAACUGUACCUGAGAAGGCUCAUGCCAGUGAAGUCUGUGUAGCCACAAAGCUUGCUAUAGAAGCUGGUUUUCGCCAUAUUGACUCUGCUUACAUAUAUAAGGUAGAAGAGGAGGUAGGAUUGGCCAUUAGAAGUAAGAUUGCAGAUGGCACUGUGAAGAGAGAAGAUAUAUUCUACACUACAAAGCUGUGGCCCACUUUCAGUCGCCCGGAAUUGGUCCAACAUAGUUUGGAAAUGUCACUGAACAAACUUCAGUUGGACUACGUUGACCUUUUUCUCAUCCACUUUCCAAUGCCUCUGCAGCCUGGAGACAAAAUCAUACCACGUGAUGAAAAUGGAAAACUAUUAUUUGAAACGGUGGAUCUCUGUGACACAUGGGAGGCCAUGGAGAAGUGUAAGGAGGCAGGGCUGGCCAAGUCCAUCGGGGUGUCCAACUUUAAUCGCCGGCAGCUGGAGAUGAUUCUAAACAAGCCAGGACUCAAGUACAAGCCUGUCUGCAACCAGGUCGAAUGCCAUCCUUACCUUAACCAAAGCAAAAUGCUGGAUUUCUGCAAGUCAAAAGACAUUGUUCUGGUUGCCUAUUGCACGCUGGGAUCAUCUCGAGAUACACAAUGGGUGGACCCGAAUUCCCCAGUUCUCUUGGAAGACCCAGUGCUAAGCGCCAUUGCGAAAAAGCACAAGCGAACUCCAGCCCUGAUUGCCCUUCGCUACCUGCUGCAGCGCGGGAUUGUGGUCCUGGCGCGGAGUUUCAACGAGAAGCGGAUCAAAGAGAACCUGCAGGUGUUUGAUUUCCAGUUGACAUCAGAGGACAUGAAACGUAUAGAUGGUCUCAACAGAAAUUGCCGAUAUAAUACUGCCUCUUAUUUAGCUGGCCACCCAGAUUUUCCUUUCCAUGAUGAAUAUUAAUGCGAAGACCUUUGGGGAGACUUCAGAUGUCCCUCGUUAUGCUGGUGACGCGUUGAUGUUGGAGAUGCACCUGGUGGGCAUAUUGGUUCUUGGUCCAGCCAGCUGGAAGUCUGGGA
Perognathus longimembris pacificus (Pacific pocket mouse) is the source of this 1093-nucleotide messenger RNA. Its product is annotated as aldo-keto reductase family 1 member C1-like. Gene Ontology annotation, cellular component: cytosol. Bases 6 to 977 code for a protein of 323 amino acids. The transcript is spliced from 9 exons. The record is from RefSeq and is a predicted model, not a curated record. Gene Ontology annotation, biological process: doxorubicin metabolic process; prostaglandin metabolic process; daunorubicin metabolic process. Gene Ontology annotation, molecular function: ketosteroid monooxygenase activity; aldose reductase (NADPH) activity; bile acid binding. NCBI's taxonomy places the organism in Eukaryota, Metazoa, Chordata, Mammalia, Rodentia, Heteromyidae.